Cyclopterus lumpus (lumpfish) is the source of this 4393-nucleotide messenger RNA. It is a transcript of the gene ppp1r21, whose product is annotated as protein phosphatase 1, regulatory subunit 21. Gene Ontology annotation, cellular component: early endosome; membrane. NCBI's taxonomy places the organism in Eukaryota, Metazoa, Chordata, Actinopteri, Perciformes, Cyclopteridae. The record is from RefSeq and is a predicted model, not a curated record. The coding region runs from base 672 to 3044 and encodes 790 amino acids. The transcript has 22 exons.
CCUGACCUUUGACCUCUGCGCUUGUGUCUAGUCGGCGUCGGUUCUCGUUUGAGGAAGCUUUUGCUUCUCAGAAAAUGAAUGUGUUGCUUCAGACGAAUGGCUGCCACGCCUGUUUGAAUUGCUCGGCAGCAGCCACACGCACUCAGUAGCAGGCUCCGCGGACGCAGCGGGCUGUACGGCCGCAGUCACAUGUUAUGACCUGCAUGUGCUACUCGGUGUCAGGAUUUGUUUGGCUACAAGCUAGUUAGCCGUUGGCUAAGUUAGUCAGCUAAGCUACUUAGCUAGCGAGCUAUGUUGCCGCUAAUAGUGCUAACUUAAAAAAAGAAAAAAGAAAAGCCGUUGCUCUCAAGUCGGAAUAACAUCCGGCUUUAGAAAUUAGCGUAAAUCAGACGACCGCCAACCGCUUCUUUCCCCGGGACUCACGUCCGUUCCUCUGCGACUAUGUUUUCCAAAGUAACGGAACAAUCCGCACUGACGUUAAACGUUAACUGUGAGCAAGCUGCCCCGAGCUGGCCGGCUCUAAGCUAACCGGCGUGAACCGUCAACGUUUCGUGCAGCGUGAAGCGCGAGCACCUGACCGUUCCACCCGUCAGUCAGCCGGGGCUCGCGAGGACACCGUGUUUCUAGCGUCAACGUUUUAGCGACUGGUCAUAACGUGUCCAACAACGACAAUGGCUAACGUUACAGAUCUCCAAACGAAAUACAGCAAGCUGGCGCAGGAGUACUCCAAGCUCCGGGCCCAGAACCAGGUGCUGAAGAAGGCAGUUGUGGAUGAACAGGCCAACUCUGCCUCAUUUAAGGAGCAGCUUAAGCUGAGGGACCAGAGCCUCAGGAAGCAGGAGCAGGAGAUGGACAGUCUCAGCUUCAGGAACCAACAGCUGGCCAAAAGGGUGGAGCUGCUUCAAGAGGAACUAGCUGUCAGUGACGCCAAGGGCAAAAAGGGGAAGAGCAAAGCAGACUCUCCGUCACAGCAUGGUCUCGAGACCCAGAGUGUUUUUGAUGAGGAUCUGCAGAAAAAGAUAGAAGAAAAUGAGCGACUUCAUAUCCAAUUCUACGACGCAGAUGAGCAGCACAGGAAGCAGGAGGCUGAGCUGACGACACGACUGCAGGAGCUGGAAAAAGACUUGGAGCAGCACCAGGCUGUUGUGGACGGACUCACCACUAAGUACAUGGAAACAAUUGAGCGUCUGCAGAGUGACAAGGCUCGUUUAGAGGUGAAAGCUCAAACUCUGGAGAGGGAAGCAAAAGAGUGCAGAAUGCGAACAGAAGAGUGUCAGCAGCAGGUGAGGCGAUGCCAGUCAGAGCUGAACAGACAGGUGAAACAAAGCAGCACUGUUAUCCAGGAGAAAGUGCCCUUCAAUGACACCAAAAUUGGUGACUAUAACAGCCUAAAUGUGCCACCACACAAUCGAAGGCACCAGCUUAAAGCCCGGGACGUGGCAGGUCAGGCCCUGAGCUUUAUUCAGGACCUGGUGGCUGCUCUCUUGAACUUCCACUCGUACACAGAACAGAGAGUGCACAUCUACCCCCUGGACUCCUCCAUUGAACCCAUUUCCCCCCUAAACCAGAAGUUUUCUCAGUAUCUACAUGAGAAUGCAGCCUAUGUGCGCCCCCUGGAGGACGGCUUUCUACAGUUACACCAAAGCAUCACAGAGGACACCGUCACAGUACUGGAGACUGUGGUUAAGCUGAAGAGCUUCGCUGAUAAUUUCUCCUCAUACACCCACUUUCUGCAAAAGAUUCUUCCCUACCAGCUGAAAAGCCUAGAAGAAGAGUGCAACGCAUCUCCUUGUACGGCUGCCCUUAUUGCGAAAAACCAGGAGUUACAGAGUGACAUGAAGAAAGUGACUUCUGUGUUUGAGAAGCUGCAGAGCUACAUUAAGCUUUUGGCCUUACCCAGUGCUCGGCAGGAUGCCAUGCCACAGAGCAGCACCUCAGCUGUCUUCACCCAGCUGGCUGCCUGCCUUCACAGUCUUCAUGAUGCCAUUAAAGAGAUGUCUAAGCACUAUAACCAGAAGGCCAGCUUUGAGCAGGAGCUCCCCACCAUCACCCAGAAGCUGUGCACCACCACCGAGUGCCUGCUGGGGUCUUUGGGCUCUCUGACCAGCAGCACCGGCAAGAUUUCUACUUUCUUUAGCAACAACUUGGACUUCUUCACAUCAUCAGGCUACAGUCCAAGGGGCAGCACAGUAGCACUCAACCCCUUGCAAGCAGAGAGUAUGUUGGCCAACAAAAAGAAAGCAGCUGCCUACAUACAUGCUAUCAAACAGGGCAGGACGCAGUCUGUUCCAUACAGAGAAGCCCUGUCAAACCGCCGCAUACUCACCAGCUCCACAGAGAGCAGAGAAGGUCUCACCCAGCAGGUGCAGCAGAGCCAGGACAAGAUUGCUCGGCUGGAGCAGGAGAAGGAGCACUGGCUCCUGGAGGCCCAGCUGGGGAAGGUGCGGUUGGAAAAGGAGAACCAGCGCAUUGCGGACCUGGAAUCGCAGCUCGCAGCAGCUCUAGGGGGAAGUCCAAACCCCCGACCAGCUGCAGCCAGCACGCUCUCAGAAAGCCACGAGGAAGCAGAGAGAGAGCAGAACGCUGCAGGAAAAGAGACUACGCUGUGCACCAGCCUGGUUGGCAUGCUGUGCACAACACCGACAGUUGAGCAUGUGGGAGAUGAGGAGUCCCGGGAGCAGCUGAUAAAGACUCACUACAUGGCCAGAGUGGGAGAGCUCACCACCCAGCUCCAGAUUUCAGACAGCAAAGCUGUGCAUUUUCACUCUGAGUGUCGAGCUUUGGCCAAGAGAUUGGCCAUUGCAGAAAAAUCCCGGGAGACUCUGAGCGAGGAGGUCAGACUGGCUAAUCAGAACGUCACACGCUUGCAGGACGAGCUGACUACAACGAAGAGGAGCUACGAAGACCAGCUCAGCAUGAUGAGCGACCACCUGUGUAGUAUGAAUGAGACUUUGAGCAAGCAGAGAGAAGAAAUCGACACGCUCAAACUGGGCAGCAAGAACUGGGAGGUAAUCGGCGGUAUUGGGGUUGCCGCCGGGGCCUGAUGGGAAAAGCACCUGCUGGAACCAUCUGAAGAAGUCGUUAAGGCAGCAGAAAGAGGCCCGUUUUGAGCGUGAAUGUUCCUGCUUGCGUGCACACAGAUGGCUGCGUGUUCUGGAAGUUGCAGGACAGAACAUGUUAGUGAGUUAAAGGUAGUGAUUUUCUCUUGAAGGUGAGAGGCUGGCCUCAGCAUGUUUUUGUAUGUUUUGAAAAAGAAUGCAAAAACAAAUCUCAACUUGCUGCACUCAAACGCAACACAGUUCUUAAAAACGUACCAAAUCCGAAAAUAACUUGAUUGUUUCUUUUCCAGAACUGAGCUUGUAUUUUCUGUUUUCUUUAGGGAAGCGCAAAAAAGAACAAAAGUCGAUAGAGCUGCCCUCUAAACUGGCUCAUUUUGGCACCUCGAGAGAAGAUCUGGUCUGUGGAGCCUCCCAGCACCGUCACCAAACCACAGGAGACGGCUACAUGAGCCUCAGAUCUCUCCACUGUCAAGCAGUGGCAAUACAAACUCGUAUGGAGGCUUGAAGAUGUCUGACUGAAGAAGCCCCCUCCCCCCCUUUCCUUGUCACAGCACCGUUUUAUCACACCAUGAUUUGCAUUAAAAACUCUACAAGAAGCUGCUGCUGCUUGACAUUUUGUGGACAGAAACAGCUUCCCCCGAAAGGGGCGGAGGAAGAUAAACAGUGGGAACAGUGGAAGUUGGUAAUGCUCACUGAAGUCAGGACUUGAAGACCAAACCCUGUUGAUGUGCUUUUCUUACUUUAAACGUACGUGUAACAGAAAAUGAAACUGCACCCUGACUGCUUAUCUGUGGGAGCAGAUAACAUGUAAAUGUGGGUGUGGCUGUAUGUGUGCAGAGUGUCGUCUCAUUGUGUGACUGUGGAACAACAUGCGAGUAUUGAUUUACACGUUGAAAUGUGAGAUUAUUUUGCGCUACUGGUUCCAGGGGCCUGUACGUCUACAUACAGCAUACAAGCCCUUUACAACAAACGCAUAAAUCAUAAGCUUCUGUAAAGAAGGGCUUUAAAACCGGAAUGAACAACUAACAAAUACAAAGUUGAAUUCAUUCCUCAUUUUGGAAAAUGUCCAGUCCUGUGAGAGGAGUGGAGAAUAGGCAAGAAGAAAUGUAUGCCUUGAAGCACUGAUUAACUGUUUACCUCGACCAAGAGGGUAGGAUGGACAAGUCUGAGCUCGUUAAAUGGUGUCAGUCGGUCUGAAGUUGUAACAAUAGUUGUUUUUAUCACCAAAGUAAGUGGAUGUGCACUCAGAAGCCCGGUGUGGCACAAAUUCAUGUUGUAAUAUGUAUGCACAAAAAGGGUUAAUGUGAAUAUACACAUUUAAAGUCAUGAUAUAA